GCUUACUGCUUGACAUAUAGCGCGUCUUGUACGCUGAGACGACUGGUCCGGGGAUGAGUUCUCAGAAUGUCCGGUCUGUAUCUGAAGAUGAUGAGCCAAAUAGACCGACCAAACGACCGCGAGUGGACGAAGAACAUUCCGAGACAUCGGUUGUUCCGACAAAACAAUCUCCAGCAAGACCCAUCAGCACGGUGGAUGAGCACAUGCUGGAUACCGAGGACAAUGAGGAGGACGAGACCGAGGACAGAACACACAGGCCUGGCCAGCCUGAGGCCCCCAGAGCUUCAGAUAUGUACCUGGAUACGAUCAACCGGGCUGUCCUUGACUUUGACUUCGAGAAAGUGUGCUCCGUAUCCUUGUCAAACAUCAAUAUUUACGGGUGCCUAGUAUGUGGGAAGUACUUCCAAGGUCGAGGGCGGAAUUCAUAUGCGUUUGCGCAUGCCAUCCAUGACGAUCACCAUGUUUUUAUCAACCUAGAAACAACAAAGGUAUACGUGCUGCCCGACGGAUACUUGGUCUCAGAUCCAUCAUUAGAAGACAUUGCGUUUGUGCUUGCACCAUCUUUCACGCCAGCUUCUGUCAAGACUCUCUCCUCGCCGUCGCACAUACAAAAGCCGUCUUACGACCUGUCAUCAAAGCCAUAUAUCCCCGGUUACAUAGGCUUGAACGAUAUCAAGCGUAAUGAUUACAUGAAUGUGGUCAUUCAUUCACUGCUCCACGUUUCCCCCCUUCGAGACUAUCUAUUACUAUCCAGAUUUCGUGGAAAAGAACCGGAACUGCUCAAACGAUUUGCCAGCCUGGCGAAGAAAGUAUGGAAUCCAAGACUGUUCAAGAGCCAAGUCAGCCCGCACGAGUUCCUGCAGGAAGUCAACAGAGCCAGUGUGGGUAAGUUCAGUUUGGAGACGCAGGGAGACCCAGUGGAGUUCUUGGGCUGGCUGCUCAAUCGUCUCCACAAAGACAUGGGAGGGACAAAGAAAAGGCAGUCCAGUGUCAUCUUCUCAACAUUCCAAGGACAAGUUCAUAUGGAGACACAGCAGGUCGUCGUACGACCAGACGUAGGCGGGGGUGAGAAACCACAGUUUGAUAUUGACCGGGAGAUCAAAUCUACCGUUUCGCCAUUUCUCUUCCUCGCUGUCGAUCUGCCUCCUCCGCCCCUGUUCCAGGAUGCUAUCGAGAAGAAUAUCAUUCCGCAAAUUGGCAUUCAUUCCGUACUCGCAAAAUACGAUGGUCACACGACGCAGGAGUCAGCAGGUCAACUGCGACGUUUCAAAUGCCAACAGCUGCCACCGUAUAUAAUCCUCCAUUUCAGACGCUUCACGAAGAACAUUUUCGUUGAGGAAAAGAACCCCACUAUCGUGAACUUUCCGCUUAGGGGUCUUGACUUCCGGGAAUAUCUCGAUGCUCCUCCUGGGCACCCUCCGACAGUUUACGAUUUGAUCGCAAACGUCACUCACGAGUCGGCCGCGGGCACCACUCGUGACAAGGAGAGUACGAUUUGGAAAGUACACCUUCGAGCUGGAGCAGGUGGGGGCGAAAAUGAGAAGUGGUUCCAGAUACAAGAUCUGAUAGUCGAGGAGAUCAGGAAGGAAAUGAUCUUCUUGGGCGAGACGGUGCUACAGAUUUGGGAGUGCCGGGUCGAGCCAAAACCAAGUCAACCUGUCGAAGGUAAUGGAUCGAAAAUGGAUAUCGAUCAGUAGCGAAGGAGCAGCAUGUAUAUACACAACGUGGGCUCUGAUAUGCCUUUCCGUACUUCACUCUAGUCCGCUACUCGAUUGGCCCCAUCUGCUGAGAAAUAUAGGGUCACUGCCAUACUGUUGCAUGAGCGUUAAUACGAUGACUUACAACUAGC
Laetiporus sulphureus 93-53 is the source of this 1849-nucleotide messenger RNA. Its product is annotated as cysteine proteinase. Lineage: Eukaryota; Fungi; Basidiomycota; Agaricomycetes; Polyporales; Laetiporaceae. Gene Ontology annotation, molecular function: cysteine-type deubiquitinase activity; zinc ion binding. Bases 54 to 1697 code for a protein of 547 amino acids. The record is from RefSeq and is a predicted model, not a curated record. The transcript is spliced from 7 exons. Gene Ontology annotation, biological process: spliceosomal complex assembly; mRNA processing; protein deubiquitination.